CUAUGCAGACUGGCGAGUGAUGGGUGUGCAAUGCAGCACGACGGGCUGCACGACGGUGGCUGCUGAGUAUUCGAGUCAGGAGCUAACUAUCCGUCCGAAGUUCCAGGCUUGUUGGCAGGACAUCCAGGACUGUUCUUCUGGCCAGACAUGCAAUUCAUGGAACGUGCUUGCGCACAAAGAUGAGGCGCCGAUUGGAACCGAAUCCUUUGACUAUCAGGCGCUGCCAUCCCAUCAUCACUUUGCCAUUCUGCAUGGAUCGCCAGGCAGGCCAGUUGCAAGUUGGAGAACUCGCUAUUCUUUGGGAUCUGAACUGGGCUCUGGACAAACCGCCACUGUCUUCAAGGCACUUGCUUUGGCGCAGAAAGGAAGCUCUGAUGCGUGCAGGCCAAAGCGCAGUGCACUCUCAGGUGCGGAACAUGCUGAAGCCGCUAGUGGCGGCCGCCAAGUUGCGCUGAAGCGCUUUAACCAGAGAGGGACGUUGAUGUUCAAAAAUGAACUGAAGGCUCUCGUGACCUGCGGUGUGCAUCCGCAUAUCAUUCGGCUAUUGGAAAGCUUUGAGGGUGGCGUACAUGAAGAUGUGAUGGUACUGGAAUACUGCAAUGGCGGGGACAUUUACGAGUUGUAUGCCUCCAGCAAUGGGUGUUGCAUGCUGGAGACCUUCGUGGCGCAGAUCAUGCGACAAGUCGUGCUGGCUUUGCGGCAUCUGGUGGAGUGUGGCGUUGAGCAUCGUGAUGUCAAGCCCGAGAAUCUGCUUCUUUACGGUGUUUCAGAUGCCUCACGAAAUCAGCAGGCACCACUCAUCAAGCUGGCCGACUUUGGCUGGGCUGCAGUGGUUGAGCAGCCAGGGCCACCACCAGCGAUACCUCCGGAAGGUGUUGGAUCGCUUUGGUAUGCUCCGCCUGAAUUGAAUCCACCCGUGAAGGGGGCGGAAAUCGUCGCGGAUGAGCUACAAGGGGGGAAGAGCGAUAUGUGGAGUGUGGGAGUCAUCACCUAUUUGUUGCUCACCGGUCACAGCCCUUUCCACCUGGCCUUGAGCAUUACAGAUGUCUGGAAAAGAGAGGAGGAGGUGAUGCGCUUGGCGGCUUUCGGUUCGGUCAACACCGACACCAAGGUCUGGAAUACUGAGCUGUCUCAUUCCGCAAGAGACUUUAUCCUGGCCCUGAUCAAGCCGGACCCUGCCAGGAGACUGUCACCAGCCCAUGGGCUGAACCAUCCCUUUCUUGCCACGAGUUCUUCGCACUUUCUACAGGGCGGUGAAUUCAGGUUUUUCUCCACAGCCGGCAUGCAGGAUCCGCUGCUGAGGUGGAAUACUUUGGACAGCUUCCAGAGACUUUGUUGGCUUGCCAUUGCUCGGGCCUUCACUGAGCCAGAGCUGAUGGAGCUACAGUCCGUGAAGGACUUUGUUCGUCAGGAUGGAGGUACAACAAGUGGAUACAUUGAGAGGCUGGCGGCUCAACUGGUGAGUGUAGCUUCAUUUUCAGCUUUGACCUCGCAGGCGGGAUGGAGCGAUGUACUCUACUUGGCCUUUCUGUACUUGGACGUCGAUUGCGAUGGUCAACUCAGUGCUGACGAUUUGAGUGUACACCUCCCAGGUGGCUAUCGGGUCCGUGAAGUUGCACAGGCCUGCAUCAGCAAGUGGAGAUCACGGAAUCAGGUACUAUCAAUGAGAGCUGCCAAUUUUCUCACCCAGUCCGACUUUCGCGAGGCUGUGUCCUCUGCCAUGGCUCCAGCUACGUUUCCGCAGACGGCUGAAACCAGCCCGCGAAUCGUGCCAGUUCAAGAGAGUCAGGAGACCCUGCAGGAGCGCAUGGACGCGAUCGAAGAGGCAUGCCGCAAGAUGGCCGACGAAGGCUUUCAGGAGUUGUUUGACCCUAGCCUUGAGGGGCUUUGAGGGCGAGGUUGUCAUGUCUCUCUAUUCCAGCGGCGCUUGCGACCCCUGGAGCAGGGUUUGUUUCACCUGUAUUUUGGUAUUUUGCAAUGCGCCUUCUAUGUUUUGAAGAUCCUCUCAUUCCUUUCCAAGGGAGAGUUUCGGCAUGGGCUCAAAGUAGUCCAGUCCCGCUGAUAAUGAGCUGUCCAAGGUUUCUGCGAUGGCGACAUGGUUAGUGACUAGUGACUCAGGCGAAAGGCCCCUGAGAGUGCAAGUUUGCUUAAAACAUUGCUACAACUAGAAGGGGGAUUGACAGGA
This is a messenger RNA of Cladocopium goreaui, 2185 nucleotides long. The record is from the annotation of a GenBank genome assembly. Lineage: Eukaryota; Dinophyceae; Suessiales; Symbiodiniaceae.